Molecule: messenger RNA, 2218 nt
Organism: Prorocentrum cordatum
Lineage: Eukaryota; Dinophyceae; Prorocentrales; Prorocentraceae
Source: the annotation of a GenBank genome assembly
GAGCAAUGCGAACUUGAGGGGGCAGGCGCUGCAGGAGGGCUCGGGGGCAAAAGGAAGAGCGAAAGUUGCCGCGGUCGACUUGAGCACUCGCGUGGUCGUCGACGCCUCCACUCUGCAUCGCAUGUCCACCAUGGUCUCGGAGGCUUUCCGAAGCUGGGCGUUGUUUUUGAAGGUUGAUAUUCUGGUGGAUGAGGGGCAGACGAGACAGCUGGUCAACGACGCGAGCUCGUUAGCGCACAUGCGGGUUCAGACAUGCACUGUCGGGUUCAGCGAGCUCCUCAAGGCCAUCGCCAUCGUGACGCAGUGCAGUCUGCACGAGGAGAGUGGGCGUCCUGUCGCACAGUUGGCGAGGGAUGCCCGCAUGAUCAUUGUCGAGACCACUCGCCAGGCCCAAGGUAAUAAUCCAGUAUCUGAGCUCGCGCGCAUCAUGGUCAGCUACGUCGCGCCCAAACUUGUCAUGGAGGUAUCCAGGCUACAUGUUGCGCAGAAUGUUGAAGACGACGCUGCGACGUCCACCAUGCAGCAUUGCGCGGGCCACUUCGAGCAGACUGAGGAAUUGGGUUUGCUGCUCGCGGGGCUGACUGGCCCGAUCCAGCGGUGGUCCACUGCUGCAUUGCACCAGAACGUUCCCAUGGUCGUCGAGUCUUGGCAGAACGCCCUGGAGAUCCUGAAGAUUGGGAAUUACCUCAUGGCCCAUGUCUUCUUCAGUGCUUGCUGCAACGGCGUCGUCGAGAUGGGCGCGAACCUUUCGGACAUACUCAGCAACGGCGAGCACCGACGCGCCCAGGACUACAUGAAAGGCUUGAAUGCUUGCUCGGAAGUCAUCACGGAUAUGCACAAUCGCUGGUUCGUCCUCGUGAUGGAUGCGUUGCGAAGGGCUGGCGCCCUCGCCCAGGAUGCAUUUGGCGAGGUCGAGAAGGUGACGUUCGGGUGCGCCAUUGAUAAUGCAAAGGGUCCGUUGGAGGAUUGCGCAGAGUACAUCACGAAGGUCACGGAGAUUGCGAUGGCUAUUGCAUCCACGGAGGCAUCCGGCAACUUUGAGAGCAACGUCAUCGACCUGGCCAUGCUAACCUCUCGCUGGCCCACGCAGCUCAUCAAGUGGUUCGCCGACAGCUCCGCGACCGACCCCGAGGUGAUCAAGCAGACGUCUGAGAAGAUGAGGAUUUUCACGGGCGCCAUCGGUGGCGAGGGGUACCAGAAUAACGAAUGCAACCCAAAGGCCUACAAUCUUGCCACGUGUGGUCUCGUGGGGAAAUCACUUGGCAAGAUCGUGGUGGUUGUUAAUUUUGGCGUUGGUGACGCCCGCAAGGAUGCGGUCGAGAAUGCCAGGGAUCCGGCUGCAUUUCAGAUGCUCACUCGCGAUGCGAAGGACGCCGCUGACAUCGAGCUCGGCAUCGCCUUCGAAGGCGGCGGCGCAGAGGACAUGCAGAAGAUAGAGUACUGUGACCAUCGCGUUGCAAUGAGGGACUUGAUACAGUUCGUGGACGCAGGCUCCUUGGCCCGCGCGAAGGUUGAUUGGCGCGUCAACCUGGCCAACGGGUCGGACAAGCCAACGCCGCAUGGCGACGCCCUGGUGUACUUCGGCAUCGCGAACAAGACACAUGAAUUUGCUAGCAUCAUGGCGUCUUUGCAGCGCGCGCUGCGCACGAGCGCCGGCGGCCCGGCGGCGGCAGGGCUCGACGCUGAGGGUUGCGACAGGGCCGUCUACGUGCGCGCGGUGCUCAGCAAUGCCAUUGCGCAGCUCGAUGGCGUGAUCAACUCGGAUGGCGCGCUGAAGCUGGAGGCGAGCGGACGGCAGCUCCCCUUCGGUGCCCAGACGUUGCGGCCCUGGCUCGUGCUCGCGGGGGUCUUCGCACUGGAGUGCCGCAAAUGCAUUGUGCAGGCGUUGCGCGGGCGCGUCGACAUCUUGGUGGACUCGGCGAAGACCACGAUUCCAUCGCAUGGAGCUGCGUUCAAGGCUGCAUCGAUGGAUGUCAAGACGACCUGCAGCUUCUUCGAUGACAAGUUGGGCCCCGUGAUCACGGCUUACAGCGACUUGCACGGCGGGCUCGCGCGCUUGAGUCUCUCGGCCAACCUUGCGAUGCUGACGCCCGCCGUGGGCGACCGCGAGCUGACCUGCCAGACGGCGGCAGUCGACGUGGAGAUGCUGGCCAAGGGGGAUGGGGGGGGGGCGUCGAAGGGGCGCAGCGCAGGAUAUGGAACAGGCGGGGGGGAUUAA